UUCUUGCGUCGACCCACGUGUGACUUCUCUACAAGCCAAGGCCUUUCGUCUUCUCUGUGUGAACGCCGGAAGAUGGACGAGGCUCAAGUGAGGCAGGCGGUGCUGGCCCUGCAGAAGUUCCACUCGACCCGGCUAGAGAGGAAGAAGAGGCUAAUUGAGGAAAACCCGCUCGUCUCCCUCAUUAUUGGGCUCAAGAAGAUUCCAAACAAGACCCGCAGACCUUACAGAAUUCCCAUCCCCCACUCCCUUUAUCCUCCCGAGGAAACCGAGCUCUGUCUCUUCUCGCGCACCGACAAAAAGACAGCCAAGGGAUUGCUGGAAAGAAAGGGAGUCAAAAACAUUACAAAGGUCAUACCACUGGACAAGUUGAAGACGGACUACAAAUCCUAUGACUCCAAGAAGCAGCUGUCGGCCUACUACGACGUGUACCUGGCUGACCGCCGGAUUUACCAUCUUCUUCCUCGUCAGCUUGGCAAGAGUUUCUUCGUAAAGAAGAGGUUCCCGUUUCCAGUGGAUGUACAGAAGCAGGAUUUGACGCGAGAAAUUGCAGCUGCUCGUGAUUCUACUUACCUCCACCUGGGCCUUGGCUCCUGCGUAGCUCUGCCAAUAGCCAGGAUCGACUACCCAACUGCCCACAUUGUUGAGAACAUUGUGAAGGGUUUGAGGGGCGUGGUCAACAGGGUGCCUCGAGGAUGGAGGAACAUUCAGGUGGUACAUUUGAAGACUGUUGACUCCGUGGCUCUCCCCAUCCACCACUCCCUGCCCCCCGAGGCCAAACUUUUGGUCCCCCUGGGUGAGGGACCGCUCGUGAAAAGAGUGAAACUGAGCAGUGUGGGUGAGGAUGAGGAGAGGGAGGAGGAAGAAGAGAAUGUUGGUGGACUUCAGACAUUGGGUCAAGAGGAGGGAGAGGGAGAGAGAAAGGGGCUGACUGCUGUGACUUCUACACCUCCUUUGGAGCAAAAGAAAAAGGUUGUGAGGAGUGCCGGGAGUAGUCGACUAGCAGGGAAGAAGGUGAGAGGAUCCACUGUUCUCAGCUCCCGCUACGAGAAAUUGACAGCAAGAAGACGAUCCCGUGGCCGAAGGUCUCUCUGAAUACUAUCCACCCCCACACACACACAGUAAUUGAGUGUCCAUCUAUCAUCUUUCUCUCAUGGUCAAAAAAAUCAAUGACAUCAUAAUUACAUCAUACAAAGAUUGUCUACACAUUUCGUGACAUAAUAUUUUAAUUUAGAGGGCAUAUCAAUAAUACACGUCAUUACAUAUUGUGAUUGCUAAAUAUAAUGUAUAAUAAUAAUAUAUAAGCAACAAACUAAGUUUUCGGCAUAAAAAAUGUAAAAAGUAAAGAAUUCGACGAAAGAGACAAGGUGUAAAUCACCACGAAAACAUGCAUAUGAAAAUGGAAUCUAGGACGAAGAAGAUGGUGAGUUUUGAUCAGCUUUUCUUGACCUGGGCCUGCAUCUUCUCGUAGAAAUCUCUGGCGCUCUCCAGCUGUUUCAGUGACGUGGCGAUGAUGUUGUCCAACUCCUUUCCCUGUGACAGACAGUGUGGAUGCGUGUGUGUCCACGAUUACUGCAGCUCGCGGCCAUCUUUACUAUGCUAAGAGUACAGUGCUUGAACUGUUGAAAUUUUGUCAUCUGAUACAAUGGAAGUCAUUGCACACACCAACCAAAAGAACAGUAAAGACAUUUCCAACGGCAAAGGAGGCCAUAUAGUGGGAGGUAAGCGGAAAUUUUACGCAAACUAUAACGGAAAAAUUCCUGCCGUGCACGGAUUACGUUAGACUAGAAGACGCUGGCGUCCGUCCCACCCCAACACUA
Molecule: messenger RNA, 1817 nt
Organism: Geodia barretti
Lineage: Eukaryota; Metazoa; Porifera; Demospongiae; Tetractinellida; Geodiidae
Source: the annotation of a GenBank genome assembly